CGCCGGAGCGCGGAAACCUGCCUGGUCGCUGGAAAGUCAAUCUAUCUGGGAUCGGGACUCCCGUGCAGUUUUUGCUUCGGUACUUUUUUAAUAAGGCCAGGGUUUGUCAUUGGCGCUCCUUCCAAAGCUUUCGCCAGGCUUCUUCUUCAGGCCGGAAAGAUCCAAAACCAACCCUUCCUCGGACCACAAAAUCCAGUCUUUCCGAUCCAUUACUUUCUCAAGAAACACGAGGCAAACUGUAUAAUCAUUUCGAACAGCAACAUCAUGUCAGCAGAAGAAGGUUAUGUGGAUGUCUCUUUGGCCCAAGAUGGUGGGAUUAUGAAGAAAAUUCUGGAGGAGGCUCCCGAUGGAGCUCGUGGUCCUCCUCCGAAUGGUUGGGAAGUCACGGCGCAUUACACGGGCACCUUGGCGAGUGACGGAUCCAAGUUUGACUCUAGCAAAGAUCGAGGCAAACCGUUUGUGUUUACCAUUGGCAAGGGACAAGUCAUCAAGGGUUGGGACGAAGGAUUCCAAUCCAUGAAAAUAGGAGAAAAGGCCAUUCUAUCGUGUCGGUCUGACUACGCAUAUGGCGACCAUGGCCAUCCUCCCAAGAUUCCCGGUGGCGCCCAGCUCAAUUUUGAAGUGGAGCUGUUGGACUUCAAGGAAAAGGAGGUGGAAAAAUGGCAAAUGACGGAAGCGCAGCGCAUUGAAAAAGCGACAAAGCUAAAAGCGGAAGGAACGGAGCUAUUCAAACAAAAGAAAUUUGCCGAAGCGGCGCAAAAAUACACCAGUGCUACCAGUUAUGCCGUGGGAGAAGGGAUCACUGGCGAUGACAUUCCAGAAGCAGAGCGUCCUCUGUUUGUUGCCUCCUGUUCCAAUGCUGCCAUGUGUUUUUUGAAGACCAAGGAUUACCCAGAAGCCAUUCAUGCCUGCAACCAAGUGCUGGAAAUUGAAGCGGAGGCGACCACGAACAUCAAAGCACUCUUUCGCCGUGGUACGGCUCGUAUGAAUAUGGGACUCCUCAAAGAAGCCAAGGAAGAUUUCAUGACAGCCUACAAUCACGACAAGACCAACAAGGAUGUACGCAAGGCAUUGCAAGAACUAAAGGCAAAACACGAGGAAAACAAAAAGAAGGAAAAGGCUGCCUUUGGAGGACUCUUUGCCAGUGGAGGCUCUUCUCUAUAUGACGAAAAGCCUGGAAUUAUUGCGCCCAAUGCCAACAAGGACAAUCCGCAUGUCUGGUUCGAAAUGAAACAGGGAGAGGAAACACUGGGCAAGAUCGUGAUGCAGAUCUACAAGGACAUUACCCCCAAAACAGCAGAAAAUUUCAGAUGCCUCUGUACGGGGGAAAAAGGAGAUGGACUCCAUUACAAGGGAUCAACCUUUCAUCGCGUUAUCAAGGACUUUAUGAUUCAGGGUGGUGACUUUACCAACGGCGAUGGCACCGGUGGCAAGUCCAUCUACGGAGAAAAGUUUGCCGAUGAAAACUUUGUCAUCAAGCACACCAAGGCUGGACAGCUAUCGAUGGCUAACGCUGGACCUGGAACCAAUGGAAGUCAAUUCUUCCUUACCUGUCGGGAUACACCCCACUUGGACGGUAAGCACGUGGUCUUUGGGCAUGUAGUGGAAGGAAUGGAUGUUGUGCGGACCAUUGAAAAUACAGACAUGUUGCCCGGAGACAAACCAGAAACGCCAGUCAUCAUUGCGGACUGCGGGCAAAUGGAUGCAUCUUAUCAGCCUUAGUGAUGCAAUAGCAUCGAUGAUGUUUCUUGGACGAGGGAGCAAGCUGCAGAUACUGGUUUAGCUUAGUAAUUGAAGAUCCAAAAUUCACCAGAAGAAAAAAAUCUCAAAGGCAGCUACUAGCUAGUAGAUCCGAAUGGAGGGAGUAACAGCGUCGACUUUGGACUGACUUGAAAGAUUGCACUAAACUAACAAAGUCCCUAUGAACUCCAGAAAGCUGCCCUCGCACGGUGAAUACGCCGGUGAUUAGUUGAAUUGGGUUGAAUUGAUGGAAAGAAUAUGGCAGCCAAAAAAUCCAUCAGCGAAUGAGUGUAAGGUAUGGCGUGGACGAACAGUCCCAGCCCAUGUCAAGUGAUGUGGUUAUGUGAGUGGAUCGUGGGAGUGUUCCUGUGGUUUGAGGGGAACGGAGUGGAAAAGAAUGAUUGGGUGACCAGUGGAUUGAUUCCAAUCAUUCACCCAAUUAUUCCUGGGUGUUGUUUUGUUCUCGAGUGUCUACUAUGCAAACUACAGGUAGUUACCAACGACUCCAUCCGACAAUCACGCAACUCUCAAACCAUGAUCUCUCCUGCUACCGUACCGUACAUAAUGUGGGAUGAUGGGGAUGGCAAAAUCAUCUUAAACUCCUCCGUGCUUGGAUUGAUGUAUACAAUUUGUUUCUUUUCCUUUCUUCUGUGGUGGGCAAAAUCAGGAUGCUCCCGUUCUGGUUGUUGCCUUGUUGUUCGUUUGAAUUUGUGUACCGUAUAUUAUGGCCACCCAUCCUUCCUUGCAACCACUAGCUAGAUAGUACUCCUACCGUACCGUAUAGGAAGCUUUCUAAGGCCGUGUCAUCUCUUCGUCCUCUGGUUCUUUUCCAAUUAAUUUGGCAACCACAGGUGUCAAGACGACUGUGGGAGGGAAUCGAAUGGGACUGGCGGCUUUGUGUGCGGCAUAGGCAAUGGCGGCGGUUCCCGCGGUUUCCGAUGCCGACGACGUUUCAAUGCCCACCUUGGCCAAGAGAGCUCCGACAUCGACGCCACUAUCGACCAGUACGUAGCAAAUGGUAAAACUGACAAUGGCCAGGGGAAUGGAGGUGGCCAGAUAGGCAAUUCCGUACUUUUUCAAAAGGGACUUGGCCGAUUCGCCACCAUCCUUAGAUUUCAUCGAUUCGAAGAGUCCCGCUUCCAAACCGUACUUUUCCGUCGUCUCUUCGACAUUGGCUGUCUUGGAUUCCUCCUUUUCGGGUGCCACGACAAACAAAGUUUGGUGUUGCUGCUGUAGGGAUCCCGAGCGACUUCGAGAAAUGGGUUGAAAUGCGGACAACGUGGAGGUCAGAAGAGCCACACUUCCUACCAGCACCAUCAGAAACCUAGUUGUUGGAACCAUCUUGACAAUAUAGAUAACCUUUUAAACAGACAAAGAAUUGGUAACACAACACGCGCUUGGAUCUUUUAUCACUGUGAUGAAAGCAUGAAAGCAAAGAAGCAAAAAAUUGUAGAGGUGGCAGCA
Seminavis robusta is the source of this 3204-nucleotide messenger RNA. NCBI's taxonomy places the organism in Eukaryota, Bacillariophyta, Bacillariophyceae, Naviculales, Naviculaceae. The record is from the annotation of a GenBank genome assembly.